GGGCCGUGACUCAGCUGCGGGGCUGGGUGGUGUCCAGCCACUGUUUGGCAGAGAUAAGACCCCCCUCAACAUCCUCCUUUUAUUCCGGGCUUUUUGUUUGCUUUUGUCCUGACGCACAAAACAAAAACUCCUCCGGGGGCUGCAGCGGCGAGGCAAGUGUAAGAGGGAGAGCGGUGAUGACAGAGGAGAGGUGUGCCAAAGUGGAGCAGUAUGUUGGUGAAAUUAAAGGUGGCCUGAGACCAACCAUGAAACUCACAAUCAUAGGCAUGGUACAGUCCAAACCCAAGAGCUUUUCAGUGACUCUGCUCUGUGAUCCAGUGGAUGCCAACAAAGAUGUUGGGCUGUUAUUUACAGUUAACUUCAGUGAAAAAUCCAUCACCCGAAAUGCACGAAUUGCUGGGAAAUGGGGAAGAGAAGAAAAGACUAUUCCCUACUUCCCAUUUACAGCAGGUGACACGUUCAAGAUGGAGCUCUUAUGUGAACACCAGCAAAUACGAGUCUUGCUUGAUGGACGGCAGCUCUGUGACUUCACUCACCGUAUUCAGCCUCUGAACUUGGUGAAAGCUUUGCGGAUCUCAGGGGACAUCAAGCUUACCAAAGUGGCUUGAAGAAAGGAGAUAUGGUAUCACCAGAGGACAGAGGAUGUACUUUCUCUUGUCUCAGACAUGUUUUGUCUUUCUCCCCUGGCUGAUGCUGGAGAGUGGGAACUGUAUCUUUUUAAUUUGCUGAUGUGUUUGAGAUAUACACUUUUAUUUCCCCCCAUGUACACUCAUAGCAAUCACAGAGCUAUGGCUGGUCUGAAAAAAUCUCAAAGCCUUUGCUGAGAUACACUUCUGGCCUCCCAAAAUGCAACAUAUGAUGUUAUGUAGUAGUAUCUCACAUCCUUAUGGCUCCCUACCCCCUCAGGGGACAGAGCUCAGUCCUCUGUGGUGGGUGGCUGUUGUUAGCCUUGUGACUAGAACUGGGCAUUAUGCAAGUGGUGGGGCUGGGAAAAGAGAAGCAGGAGAUUUUCUUGUAAAUGAAUGAGGGAGUCUGAUGCAAGGCUCAUGUUACCAGGAGGGAAUUUCCUUUUCUGGAAGGUCUGCUCAGUCAGCACAAAAACAUCUGAGCUUCCCAACAGAGAGCAAUAAAUUCCUUACCUGCCUUGCCCUGUCUCUUCCAGACAGCUUUUCCAGAAUUUAAAGGUUUUGACAACUGUGGAUUUCACAGUCUUCUCUGGACCAGCCCUAGGAAAUGGUAUCUGUAGCUGAAACUGCUCUGCCCAUUCUUGUUCUUGCAUCUAAUUAAAACUGCACCUUUGCUGGCAAACUUCUUUACAAGCUCUCUUAAAUAUUUGAACAUAUCUAAGUGUUGUGCUGUUAUUUCAUUGUUGUAGCUUUUGAGGAAAACCCUAAAUUCAUGACUAUUCUAAUAAAUAAACAAGCAUGUAUCAUAUUCUGCCUUUGGUGAUGA
This is a messenger RNA of Poecile atricapillus (Black-capped chickadee), 1452 nucleotides long. RefSeq names its product galectin-related protein A-like. Lineage: Eukaryota; Metazoa; Chordata; Aves; Passeriformes; Paridae. The coding region runs from base 177 to 608 and encodes 143 amino acids. The transcript is spliced from 4 exons. Gene Ontology annotation, molecular function: carbohydrate binding. The record is from RefSeq and is a predicted model, not a curated record.